Messenger RNA from Cucumis melo (muskmelon), 2459 nucleotides. RefSeq names its product RING-H2 finger protein ATL65. The record is from RefSeq and is a predicted model, not a curated record. The transcript has a single exon. Gene Ontology annotation, molecular function: transferase activity. Bases 883 to 2109 code for a protein of 408 amino acids. Lineage: Eukaryota; Viridiplantae; Streptophyta; Magnoliopsida; Cucurbitales; Cucurbitaceae. Gene Ontology annotation, biological process: protein ubiquitination.
CGGGUCCAACAUAAUUUUAGUGCUCCAUUAUAUGAAAAAAAGAAAAAAAGGUAGGCUUCACAUCAAAAUCAGCUUUUGAAAAAAGAAAAAAGAAAAAAGAAAGAAAUCAUCCAUUUUUUUUGACUUUGUAGGUAGAUAUGUUCCACAACUCCUAAUUUAAACAUGGCCCCUUCCAAUAUAGUCUCCAUUAUCAUUGGUUGUUAUAAACCCAUUCAAUUAUCUUCUUCCUUCAAUACUUUUGUUAUUAUUAUUAUAUAUAUUUGGAUCCAUGGUGUUUUGUUUUACGUAUGAAUGGGUUUUGCUUUUUGGCAUCAAAUUUCAUGGAAGAUCUCUUCUGUGGGCCACCACUUUUUUACUUUCUCUUCCUCUCUGCCUCACUUCCCCACCCUCCUUUCCCAAUCACCUUCUCUCUCACUUAUUACUUUUACCCUAUUUCAUUUCAUUCCAUUCAUUCAUGUUUAAUGCAAUCAUAUGAGAUUUGCUACACACAUUUUAAUCACGAUUGUCUUACUUCACAGUCAUAAGUUAAGAAAAUGUAAAGCACUAUGUAAUGUUUAGGGGAAGGGGAAGGGGAAGGGGAAGGGGAAGGGGAAGGGGAAGGGGAAGGGGCAGGGGCAGGGGCAGGGGCAGGGGGGCGGGGAUGAUGACGUGGCAAUAGACUUUGUAGAGAGAUUUGGAAUGUGAUAGUCCGCACCGCAGAAGAUGAGAACUCAAGAAAUGGCUUUAAAUUUGUGAAUAGUGACGUGUCAUUCAUCCAAUGUCCUCGUCGACAAAUCGCAUGGAGGACCUAACAAAGAGUCAAACCUCUCUUCUCUUCUUCCAUUAAGCCCUUCUUCCCUCUUCAAACAAACCUCUCUCUCUCUCCGACGUUGCAGCACCUCCAUGCCGACCUCCCCUUCUCCUUCUCCUUCUCUGUCUCCUUCCACCUCCGCCGCCGCCGCCGCCAAUUUCCCUCCUCCUUCAUCCUUACAGUCGGCGAAGCUCCCAGUCGACUUCAGUCCCCCUCUAAUCGCUAUGGUUGUCGUCAUCGCUACUGCCUUUCUCAUCGUCACUUACUCUCGCCUAAUCUCUCGCCAUCUCAUCCCUCCCAUUCUCCACCUCCUCCGUCUCCACCGCCGUCGCUGGCGCCGGUGGCGCCGCCGCCGUCGACGUGCUGCUCGAUCUUACAUCCCAUCCUCCUCUGGCGGCGACUUGGAUUCACUCCCUUACGAUUCGCCUUUCUUCGAACCUACUACGGAUGCCUUUCAUGUAUUCUCUCCGUACGGUCUCGACGAAUCAGUAAUCAAAACGAUUCCGCUUUCCGUCUAUACUGCCAAAAGCCGUGACCGUGAGUGCGCCGUUUGUCUUCUGGAAUUUGAAGACGAUGAUUACGUUAGAACGUUACCGAUUUGUUCUCACGCCUUUCAUGUUGAUUGUAUUGAUGUAUGGCUUAGAUCACACGCCAACUGUCCUCUCUGUCGCGCGGUGGUUUUUAGGCCGGAAUCUCCAUUCACGCCGGUUAUGGCGGCUAGAAUCCGGCCAAGCUUAGACGAUACGAUCUUACGAAGCAUCGUAUUGGAACCGUUAGCGGAAGGUCCUCUUAUACCCAAUCGAGAUUCUUAUCACGCAACGGAAUCAGAGAUCACGCCUUGUAUUGAUGAGCCACGAAAUAGCAAUUCCGUGGAGGAUCAAAUGAACGGAAGAGAUUUUUUGUUGAAACGAUCGUAUUCAUUCGGAUUCGAACGGAGCUUAGCGUCGGAGAGAAUGAUUCUAGAACCAGCAACCACGUCUCCAUGGAGGUACCGUCGUGGAAGCUUCUGGAGCAAACGGCCGUCACCAUUCGGAUCUCUACCGAAAGCGAGAGUAUUCUCAUUCCGAUACUACAGAGGUAUGAAGUCCCCGUUCUUCAGACGAAGAGGAGGAUUCUUUCCGUUAUCGGAAUCAAGCUGGAGAUUCUCCAACGGCGUAGGUGGAGGUUCAUCGAGACGGAGUAAGUCAAUGACGAGUCCAAUGUUUCUCCGAUCGUCAGUAACCGGCGGAGGAGGAGGAGGAGCGGCGUUUUCGUCGAGCCGGUUGAGAUGCGGGGAUCCCGAGGCGUUAUUAUCACCGGAGAGAUUCAAUAGAAGAUGAUGAGAGGGGAAAGAGGGGAAGAGGAAUGAAAAAACGAGGACACGUGUGCGGCUAUGAUGAGAGAGGGAAACGGAGGGUGGGAGAUAGGGCGGAGGGAAGGAGAGAGAAGCGGCGGCGGUGGAGAGAGAGAAAAUGGUGGUGGUGGUGGUGGGUUUUUAAUGAGAGAUGUCUGGCAAAUUUUGUAGAGGUCAUUAAUGGGAGGUGGGGAGAAGCAUUUAAUGAAAAAUUGACGAGAGAGAAUACUCUCUCUCUCUCUCUCUUAAACUUUAAUCGAUGAACCACUACUGCUCAUAUGAGGUUAAAUCCCUACUCUAACAAAAUUUAAUGCAACAUUUUUUUCUACUUCUUCA